This is a messenger RNA of Eleginops maclovinus (Patagonian blennie), 4321 nucleotides long. It is a transcript of the gene atp8b4, whose product is annotated as ATPase phospholipid transporting 8B4. Gene Ontology annotation, cellular component: trans-Golgi network; plasma membrane. The record is from RefSeq and is a predicted model, not a curated record. Gene Ontology annotation, molecular function: ATP binding; ATP hydrolysis activity; ATPase-coupled intramembrane lipid carrier activity. NCBI's taxonomy places the organism in Eukaryota, Metazoa, Chordata, Actinopteri, Perciformes, Eleginopidae. Gene Ontology annotation, biological process: phospholipid translocation; Golgi organization.
AUGGAGACAACACCAGAAUGCGCCCAUGACAAGCUUCUGCGAGCUGGGAGCUUUGCUAAGAAACGAGACAAAGAGACGAGACUGUACUUUGCUUUUUGUGUUCCCUCAGAUAAAACACCAUUUCAAAACAAAAGUAUCCAUAAAAAAAGACUUAGAAACCCUUGGAAAGGCCCUGGAGAAAAUGGCCUUCUGGGGAGAAAGACUCACAUAGAGAAGGAACGCCACGUGAAAGCCAACUCGCGGGACUACAAUGAUAAGUUCGCUUAUGCUGACAAUCACAUCAAAACCUCAAAGUACAACGUGCUCACCUUGCCCAUCAACCUGUUUGAGCAGUUUCAGAGAGUGGCCAACGCUUAUUUCCUAGUGCUGCUGAUACUGCAGUUAAUUCCAGGGAUUUCCUCUCUGUCGUGGUUCACAACCAUCGUGCCUUUGGUGAUGGUGCUGGUAAUCACAGCUGUGAAGGACGCUACAGAUGACUAUUUCAGGUAUAAAAGCGACCAGCAGGUCAACAACCGCUUGUCUCAGGUGCUCAUCAGUGGAAGUUUACAGAAUGAAAAAUGGAUGAAAAUUAGAGUAGGGGAUAUCAUCAAACUAGAGAAUAAUCAGUUUGUUGCUGCAGACAUCCUCCUCCUCAGCAGUUGUGAGCCAUAUGGACUGUGCUAUAUAGAGACAGCAGAGCUAGAUGGAGAGACCAAUCUGAAAGUUCGCCAGGCUUUGACCAUCACCUCAGAUUUGGGAGAUCUUUCAAAACUGACAGACUUUGAUGGAAAAGUCAUCUGUGAGCCACCAAACAACAAGCUGGAUAAAUUCACAGGAACGUUAUUCUGGAGAGACAGUAAACACCCUCUGGAUAAUGACAACAUGCUGCUGCGAGGCUGUGUACUCAGAAACACUGAGUGGUGCUUUGGAUUGGUUAUUUUUGCUGGUUUGCAAACCAAACUCAUGCAGAAUUGCGGAAGGACUACAUUUAAAAGCACAAGUAUCGAUAAGCUGAUGAACACUUUGGUUUUGUGGAUCUUUGCCUUCCUCAUUUGUAUGGGAGUUAUUUUGGCCAUUGGAAACACUAUCUGGGAGAGCUGGACAGGCAGACACUUUCAGGUGUUUUUGCCGUGGGAUGAGUUUCAAAGCAGUGCUGUUUUCUCUGGCUUCCUCACCUUCUGGUCCUACAUCAUCAUUCUCAACACUGUCAUGCCCAUCUCACUGUAUGUCAGUGUGGAAGUUCUGCGACUUGGUCAUAGUUACUUUAUCAACUGGGACCAGAGGAUGUACCACAGUCAGACAGACACCGCGGCAGAAGCUCGCACCACCACCCUGAACGAGGAGCUCGGCCAGGUGGAGUACGUCUUCUCCGACAAGACGGGCACCCUCACCCAGAACAUCAUGGUGUUCAAAAAGUGCUCCAUUAAUGGACAGACAUACGGUGACGUCUAUGAUGAAUUUAAGCAGAAGGUGGAAAUUACAGAAAAAACAGCCUGUGUGGACUUUUCAUCCAACCUUCUCUAUGACAGAGGGUUUAAGUUUUAUGAUUGCCGUCUGGUUGAAGCCAUUAAACUGGAGGAUCCGGCAGCGCAGGAUUUCUUCAGACUGCUGGCUUUGUGCCACACUGUCAUGCCAGAGGAAAAGAGUGAAGGACAUUUGGUGUACCAGGCCCAGUCCCCUGACGAGGGAGCCCUGGUCACUGCAGCGCGAAACUUUGGGUUUGUCUUCCGGGCCCGGACCCCAGAGACCAUCACUCUGUGUGAGAUGGGACGAGCUGUCACCUACCAGCUGCUGGCCAUCCUGGACUUCAACAACGUGCGCAAGAGAAUGAGUGUCAUUGUGAGAAAUCCACAGGGCCAGAUUAAACUCUACUCCAAAGGAGCUGACACUGUCAUCUUUGAUCUUCUGGAUCCAUCCAGUGAAGACCUCAAAUGCACCACCUCAGUACAUCUUAAUGAAUUUGCUGGAGAAGGGCUUCGAACACUGGCUCUGGCCUACAAAGAUCUUGAUGAAGACCAUUUUGAAGUUUGGAUGAAGAAGUUUCUGUAUGCCAGCACUGUAAUAGAGAACCGGGAAGAUCAGCUGGCCGUUCUCUUCGAGGAAAUCGAGCAGGGCUUGAAGCUUCUAGGAGCCACAGCAAUCGAGGACAAACUACAGGACGGAGUCCCAGAAACUGUUGCCUCUCUAAAUCUGGCUGACAUCAAGAUCUGGGUCCUCACAGGAGACAAACUUGAGACGGCGAUGAACAUCGGCUACUCCUGCAAUAUGCUGCGAGACGACAUGAAUGAGGUGUUCGUCCUCACAGGCUGUACACUGCUGGAGGUUCAGCAGCAGCUCAGGAGUGCUAAAGAGCAGAUUCUUGGCCCGGGUCGAGCCAGCAGUGCAGGAGAUGUUGAGAAGGCAGAAAUGUUUGCCGAUGUGUUAGAAGAAACCAUCAUUGAAGAGUAUGCCUUAGUCAUCAAUGGACACAGUUUGGCUCACGCCAUGGAGCCACAGCUGGAGCACGUCUUGCUGGACUUGGCCUGUUUGUGUAAAACUGUCAUCUGCUGCCGGGUCACUCCCAUGCAGAAAGCCCAGGUGGUGGAGCUGGUGAAGAGGCACAAGAGAGCCGUCACUCUGGCUAUUGGAGAUGGAGCCAACGAUGUCAGCAUGAUCAAGACUGCCCACAUUGGUGUUGGCAUCAGCGGUCAGGAGGGAAUGCAGGCGGUUCUGUCAUCAGAUUACUCUGUCGCUCAGUUUCGGUACCUGCGGUGCCUCCUGCUGGUGCACGGGCGCUGGUCCUACUUCCGCAUGUGUAAUUUCCUGUGGUACUUCUUCUACAAGAACUUUGCCUUCACACUGGUACACUUCUGGUACGGCUUCUUCUGUGGUUUCUCAGCUCAGACUGUGUAUGACCAGUGGUUCAUUACCCUCUUCAAUAUAGUUUACACAUCUUUACCAGUCCUGGCGAUGGGACUUUUUGAUCAGGAUGUCAGUGACCAGAACAGCCUUCGGUACCCAAGCCUCUACAAACCCGGCCAGCAAAACCUUUUAUUCAACAAACGGCAGUUCUUCUUGUGCUUGGUGCAGGGGGUAAGCACAUCAUCCCUGCUCUUCUUCAUUCCCUUCGCAGCCUUCUCUGUCAUGGAGAAAGAGGACGGCUCCGACCUUUCCGGCCAACAAGUCUUUGCUGUUACCAUAGCAACAUCCUUGGUCAUUGUUGUGACUGUUCAGAUUGGACUCGACACUCACUACUGGACAGUCGUUAAUAAUUUCUUCGUCUGGGGAAGCCUGAUAGUGUACUUUGCCAUAUUGUUUGCCAUGCAAAGUGAUGGCAUGUUUGGCAUCUUUACAAGUAAUUUCCCGUUCGUAGGCACAGCUCGUAACUGUCUAUCGGAGAAGAGUGUGUGGUUGGUCAUUCUGCUCACCACUGUGGUGUGUGUCGUGCCCGGCCUAGCAGUCAGCUUCCUGAGAGUAGAGCUCUUUCCAACUCUAACAGAUAAGGUUCGUCAUGUCCAACAGUUCAGAAAGAGGCAGGGCCCUCAGGAGCAAAGCCUGAGGCGAGUACGCAGGACGAGCUCCCAUCGCUCUGCUUAUGCCUUCUCCCACCAGCAGGGCUAUGGAGAGCUGAUUACCUCAGGAAAAAACAUGAAGAUGAGCACAGUAUCUUCUGCUAGCUCACCUGGAAGGACACCACAGAGCUCCACCUGGAUAGAAAACAUGUUGAAAAGAAAGAACGCAGUCUCCUGCGUUUUUGAUGAAAGCACAGGAGCACCACUAAAAACAGACUCAACAGAAAACUGAACUCUACCUCUGACCUACAGAUAGUGUUUACACUUCAGGUCACCAUAUGCAAGGAUCCCACAGACCAAGCACAACCUACAAGUGUCUUUCACUUAGGUAAAGCUAUGCUCAAAUCCAUCUUCACAUAUCUACUUCAUUUUUUGUUUUGAAUGUGGAGUAUAUGAAAUGUUAAAGGCCAAACGAAAUAUGGUUAUCUAGAGGAGCCAUUUCCCCACCAAAAAAGCAAUCGGAUUAAAAAUUGAUAAGGGCCAACUCUAAAACAUUUGAAUGAAUUUGUAUAAAUGUUCUGAUGGUAACACACGUAAAAAAAUGCAACACAGCUAAUAUUAAUACUGAAAGCAUGUAAGAGUUUUUACUGUAAAGUCAAUGCUGUGAAAAACUCGCCUCUAAAUCCUGCUAAAAUGUGCUUUCCUUUGGAUACUGGCAUAAAACUGCUGAAUGAGAUGACAUUUAUUGAUUUUAUUUCAUCUUACUGCCUAACCAUUUGCCAAUAUAUGCAUGUACUUUCCCCUACUGUGCCUUGAAUAGUUCCUAUUAAAGAUAACCCUUUUUUAUUUGA